AUGGUAAUAGGAGGUGAUCAAAUAGGUGGUCAUGGCGAUUCAUCACUGGACGACACAUUCGAUCUCUUGUCAGAUUCGGAGUUAGACAGUUACCGGGCUGGGUGGGGAUCGAACCAGGGCGACGAAUGGCUGUUGCCGGAUGAGAUGAAGCCCGAGAGUCCUUUCUCCAAUUGGGAGGCGAAGGAGUGGGUGGAAAGACAGUGUGAGGAGAUGGAGUUGGUGAGGGGGAGUAGGAACAACCUGAUAGUGGCAGUGGACAUCAUCAAACAGAGGAGAGACCACAACCUAUACUCUCAUCUACACCCACAUCAGACACAGACUCAUACAGCCAGGCCUCAGCCACUAUCACACAGGAAUGCAAAUGGCCUCAACAGUACUUUCCAGGCUCUCAAUGACACGACUACAGUUCUCAACUCAACCGCGAUUGUCAAUCACAACUCAGGCAUGUUCGGAGGAGACUCGGGCAGCUAUCCUAAUUUGGCUGACUCUGCAUCCAGGACGGGGUCCAACCCCAAUCUGAUGAACACACAGGACCUCACAGACAUAACAGUGCGCAUGAGGAUGCAGGAGGAAGAACUUCUUCAAUCGCUACAAAAUCACAAUCGCAAACAGUCCUUCACAGUAGAAAGUGGGCGGCUAUUCGAUAACCACAACGACUUCCACAGUGAUGAGAACCUCCUCCGCCAGCCGCCGCAAGAGGGCUACGAGUACGACGAAUCCACCAUGCAGGGCGACUAUUAUGUCAAUCAGUAUCAGCAUCAGCCAUAUCAAGAGGAAUUCGAUCAGAACGAACUUCUAAAUCCAAGGCGCAGCAGAACGCAUUCGCGUGACCGUGGUCCAGUAACUGAACAGAAGAAAAGGUAUGACUUUGUGGGCCUAAGUGACAAACAUCAGGGCGCCGCUGCUGCUCCGAGAAGGAGGUCAGUCUCCAGGUCAUCAAUUGACUCGGGUGGAGAGAAAAGUGGGGGACCAAUGCUGGCAGGAGCACCUGGUUUGGGACCAGGGUUCCAGGCACCUAGAAGAAAGACGAAUAAGGAGAAAUUAGAGGAGGCGUCUAGACAGAGACAGGCUCUGAGACAGCAGCUGGCAUCCAACAAGGCCGCCAGGAAGGACUCCUACAGUGUCAAUCCAGAGGAUGCAGUCAUCACUGCAGGGGGAGACUUCUCAGCAGCCAUGCCACAUCAUCAGGGACCACAGGCUCUCAAGAGUGACCACUCAUUAGGAGCAGCAGUGGGUGUCAUGUCUAGUUCUAUCGAUGACGUCAGAGUAGGUGGGAUGACUAAAGGUACCGGGGGAAGGAGUGGAGUGCGCAAUUCAAGCUACACUACAGACAGACGAAAUCCCAAUGCGCCAGUGAUCGACAGCAGCGAGAACUUGUUCAGAACCAGCUCUCGCGAUUCGCUCCCUGGACACAAACCUGCAGUCCGCGGCAGACAGUUGAACGACUCCUUUGGAAAAGUUUCGGCUACUGGAGACGAGUCGGGAGUGAUGAAUGAUUCAGUAUUUGGCCAGGAAAACUCGUUCACAAUCGAGGCAUCGCCCGGAGAGCCCGUUUACAGUAGUAAUCCAGGGUUGAAUAUGAGGAGGAGUUCGCCUGGAUUAGGGAGUCAAGAUAGACUAAGAAGCACGAGUGGUCAGAAUUUGAAUGCGAUGGGAAAUAGCAGCUUCACCAAGUCCAAAUCUGCCUUCUCAACAGAAAGUAUAAGCAAAAUCCCGUCCCAAGAUUCUCUAGUACGGCGUGGAUCUCUUGGAACUGGUAGUGUCGAGCGAAGAGCAGACUACAGUAGCAGUGAGAGUCUACACGAUGGUCUCAAUCAAACACCCUCCAACUACCACACUCCCAGGACUUCCAGGCCCAACGAGAAGCGAGCGGGAAGUGGGGGUCUAGCAGUGCCUGGAACUCUGACCAGACCAAAAACAUCAUCUGGUUCUGGUGUUGCUCACUACGACAGGAAACGAAAUAUCCCGCAGUCAUCUUCUAUGCAGAGCCUGAAAUCAACUGAAUCGCUAAAUACAGUCGACUCCGAAAUGGUAGUUGCCACAGCUCCGAGCAGCAGGGGGACCCCAUCAUCAAAACAAUCCCUCCUCGCGACUCCUCCAAGGACAGUUCUGAAAAACCGGACGAGAAAUGUGACACCAGAGACAAGUGUCAGUCCCGCCACAGCUCCCGGAAAACCGACACCCGCUAGAGGGACUCAACAAAGAACGGUGACGAAGGGACCGAUGGGUGCACGUGCGGGUAAUCAGACUGUUACAAGGGAGAAGACGGCCCCAAUUUCAUCAAGAGAAGCAGCUUUGGAUUUGCGUCGCAUAAGUCGCAACUUAUACGCGUCUAUUCACUCACCGGAUAGAGACGAUGAAAUUGAAGAUCAAAACAACAACAGAAACGACAUUGACGACACUUUUGAACAAAUUAGUUGCAGUUCAGAGAUCUACUGCAGCACGGAGAGUCUGAACACGAAUUUAACUCGUGAAAGAGAGGAAAGUUCAGCAGGGCCGGAGAGAGAAAAUUCAAGCUCAGUCGCAAGCAUCGUUGAUAAAGAAAACAGGGUAGAAUAUGUUGAAGAAAGACCUGCCUCGAAAGUCGAAGAGCUCUCGCUGAGCGAAAAACUAGAAGAUUUCGAGAAGGAUCUUUCUGAAAAUGAUGAUUUAUCAGACUUGGAUUGUAUGAGUCAUAGAACUCAGGUCAAAGUGCCGGCUGCACUGCAUUUGAAUACAGUAGCCAAUGGCGUAUCGAAUAUGCCCACUUCUGGUAUUCCCAAAUCAAGGGUGUCUAGACUGAAGUCACCCGUGAGAGCAAGACCCGUUGCUUCCAAGCCCACAUCAGGACUUGCGAGGCCUUCAGGAGCGACAACAUCCAGGCCAGCUGGUGGAGCUGCAUCCAAGAAUCAGAACCAGACCAUGAAUGCCCCUCAAACAAGGCUGGCGAGGAGUGGGACUGGCACAGCCCCCACCUCCUCCAGACUAACUCAGAGUCAUUUAAGUGGCAAGCUUUCCAGUGGGAGAGACGUUGACCCAGUGAAGGUAUCUGACCCCAGUAUGAAUCAGACGGUGUCUUCCAUAGGAGGACCCAAUUCUACCAGAUCUGCUAUGCCCUCUAAGAGAGAACCGAUAACUAGGCCCUCCACUGCUCGGACUGCAAAUCAGACUGCUGCUGCUGCUGGACAUUCGGUCUCUCAGGCAGCUACUCAGAGCAAUCCAGCCAGUUCCCGAGCAUCGGCACUUCCAAAGCCAUCAUCGGGUAUCCCUGGACCUAGAACAGCUGCGAAAGGCAGAAGGAGACUGCCAGAAGUCCCAGUUCAAAGUGUCGACAGUGCUGUGGGCCUAAACAGCACCUACCCCAAAAAUCAUAAUCAACUUCAAUCAAACAGUAGUGUAUCAUCUAGUAGACCAUAUCCUUCGACCGACGCGGUCAAAAAGAUUGGUAGCCAGUCUAGCCGAAAACCAGCAUCAUCAUCCGCUUUAUCUUCUAGUUAUGACGUAACUCAACCGAGCGAGGCUCUAUCACAGCAAACUGAAAUAAACACUUCCAUGUCUAUCGACCAUUCGUCUCAAAGUGCUUUCCGGCUUAUUAAACCCAUCGCUAAACGCCCUCAAAGUUACCAACAAGAUUUCGGCAGUAGUGAAUAUUUGGAUGCGAGCGGUGACAGGUACGGGUAUCCGAGUGCACCGCCAACAGUUCCGAGUUCCCGAGAUAGGAAGCCAGCAUACGAAAAGGCCUCCUCGGCGAGAGGAGGAGGACAAGUUGGUGAUGAUAGUAUUCUGCCCCUGAAGUAUCUCAUUCCAGCCCAGCCCAGGGACUCGCCCUCUGACUUCAUUGAUGUGUACAGUGGAGAUGAGAUGUUGAUGGGCGACCACGAGGAUCCAAACAACUGGGACGAUGGCUGCUAUUAGUGCCAUUCGUGGUGAUAUUAUAGCCAAUUAUUAAUAAGAAAGAUAGACUAAUCGUCAAAGGCCCUUUUCUUCUCUUAAUUUCUUUACUUACAAGCUGUAAACAGUGCUUUUACAACACAGUGACACAAGAAGGCCAAGUGGAGAAGAA
Symsagittifera roscoffensis is the source of this 4042-nucleotide messenger RNA. Its product is annotated as mucin-17-like. The coding region runs from base 1 to 3894 and encodes 1297 amino acids. Lineage: Eukaryota; Metazoa; Xenacoelomorpha; Acoela; Convolutidae. The transcript is spliced from 16 exons. The record is from RefSeq and is a predicted model, not a curated record.